UUUACUUCAUUGAAUAAUAUUUUGCAGAUAACAAACACAGAUUCAUGUUCUGCAUCUAUAAGCACUGUACAGAGUGUUGAAAACUGUCCAUCCAGUGAGCAAGAAUGGAUAGAAGCUUCUCGAAGAAAAAACUGUUCAGCUUUUGCCAGCCAGUGUAGUGAACCUGACAAGUUUGUGUACCACUGUGUGAUCAAUCCAUAUCUCAAUGAAACAUUGGAAGUUUGUGUAUAUAAAAAGAUCAUUGUGUUUGGAUAUUGUACUGAAUACAGCUACAGUGCAAACAGAAUUCAACAAAGUCUUGGAACACUUUGCUCCGGCUUUACCCAAAACCCAUGUCCAACUGGAUAUCCCUCUGAUGAAGCAUAUAAAUAUCCUGGUUGCUAUCAGCUCACUAAGAAAUCAACAACAAAAUAUCCAACUACAGUUGAACCCUCAACUGUGGUCUCUGAAACAGGGCCUGUUCAUAGUGGGUCUGCAUCAGAUACAGAAGAUGGAGGAGACAAUUGUUAUGUUAUAGGGAUAGUAUUUGCAGCUCUUGUUGUUUUUGCACAAUGUAAGUUCUAACUUUAAAGCUAAAGAAGGCACUGUUAGUCAUAGAACUAUGCAAGGAUCCUUAGUUAGUGUAAAUUUAAGUUUGUUCAAAUUAUAUCCCCUUCCACGUUGUUUAUUGUUAUUUCUACUUCUUUCCUAGCAACAAUACUCAGGUCAGCGAUGUUGCCCAUGAAUCUCUUGUUUUUCACAAAUCCUCUACCAAAUUAAAUCAUUUUCACAUUUUGAUAUCAUAAAUAUAUAGCAAUAUUAAAACGUUGCAAUGCUUAUAAAUUUUAUCUAUUGCUAUACAUUAUAUGUAUGCCAAAUUUAAUUUUGAUCUGAAUUAUGGUUACUAUUAUCUAGACAAAGAGAUAGUUUGUGAACUUUUUAAGCGCUGCUUGU
This is a messenger RNA of Saccostrea cuccullata (small rock oyster), 933 nucleotides long. RefSeq lists its product as uncharacterized. The transcript has 4 exons. The annotation marks the transcript as partial. The record is from RefSeq and is a predicted model, not a curated record. Lineage: Eukaryota; Metazoa; Mollusca; Bivalvia; Ostreida; Ostreidae.